This is a messenger RNA of Anopheles coluzzii, 7447 nucleotides long. Its product is annotated as muscle M-line assembly protein unc-89. NCBI's taxonomy places the organism in Eukaryota, Metazoa, Arthropoda, Insecta, Diptera, Culicidae. The record is from RefSeq and is a predicted model, not a curated record.
AUGCUCAGUAGUAUUAGCUUGAUACUAUCACUUAUUUCACUAACUUCCUCCGUGGUCGAGCGUCAUGCGAUAUUGUUUGUUGAUGAUGUAGUAGUUGUAGCAGAAGCGUCCAGGAUGGUACGCAAGCAAAACAGCGAAGAGGUGAUCCCGCAGGUGAUCGUGACGGAGCAGGAGCAGCAGCCGGGCGGCGAUGGCGGGCGUUCGAUGUCGCGCGAAGGCACCUACUCGCGGGAACCGUCCCGGGAGCGCAGUUCCCGCUCGGUCUCGAUCUCGCGCCUCCGGGUGGACGAUCCGCUGCGCAAGGAGAUGAUGCUGGUGCGCGAAAAGUCGCCGUUCGAGAUUGGGGAGAAUCGCAAUGUGCAGGUCGCCUCCUGCAAGGCCAUCAUCGACAAGGCGCUGGUGAUGGACGUGUCGGGCGGUGUGACGAACGUGGACGAGUACAUCUCGCUCUUCUUCUCGUCCGGCUGCGUCAUUGACGAGGCGUCCUGCAAGGACAUCUCGACCGCAGUCGAGGUGACCAUCAUCGAGGAGGAGGAGGAGCGGCCCGAGCUGGUGGUGAUGCCGCUGGUGGAAGAGGAACCCCGCGAAAACGAACCCCCAGCGGUGGCUGAUGCGGCGGCCGGUGAUGGUGACGUAGCGGCGGCCGAAGACACCGAACCGUUGGAGGGUGAACCGAUUGAAGGCGACGAGCAGGCGGUGGACGAGGCGGACGGUGCCGGCGAGGGCGAGGAGGUGCCGGCAGCGCGCGAGCUUGAGCCGACGGGCGCAGUCGCUGCCGCCGACGGCGGGCCGAACGACGAUGAAUCUGAUUUAAAAGAGGACGGCGACGAGUCCGAGGAGUCUUAUAGCGAAUCGGAGGAACUAUCGUCAGAACUAUCCUACUCCUACAGCGACAUGUCCGUGGACGAAGUGGAUCCCUCCCAGUGGCGCGUGUUCCACGAGGAUGAGGACGAGAUCGCGCUGAUCAAGUUCGAGCAGGAGGAGAAGACGCCCGAGCCGACGGAGAAGGAGAAGGACGCCGAGUUCCAGCGACUCCGGAAGGCGUCGCGACCACCGCUAUACCUCACCAAGCUGACGGACCGGAGCGCCCCGGCCGGGUCCACCAUCAAGCUACAGUGCACGGUCGAGGGCCAGGAGGUGACGGUGCGAUGGCUCAAGAACGAUCAACAGAUUGAGCGGACGCCCAACCUGCAGACGUCCGCCGCCGACGGCCUGUACACGCUCACCAUCAAGCACCUGAAGCACUCGGACGCGGGCGAGUACAAGAUACUGGCGAAGAACCGGGGCGGCGAGAUACCGUCGGUGGCGCACGUCAAAGUGUACGACGCGAUCAAGCCCAAGUGUCAGUUGCCGUUCUUUGUGAAAAUCAGAGGAACGUUGUCAUUGUGUAAUUUGUGUCUGCUUCUUUCCCCAGACUACUUCCACCAUGCAUUGAACGACCUCGUGAUCGAGGCUAGGAUCAUGUUCCAGAAGGAAUAUGAACCGACCAUCACCUGGCUGAAGGACGGGGAACCGAUCGUGCUGGAUCAGCGGAUCGGGGCCACCUUCGAGGGGGAGGAAAUCUUCCAGCUCAACAUUUACGACCCGACGCCGGAGGACAGUGGCCGGUACACGUGCAUCGCCGAGAAUGAGGCGGGCCGGUGCCAGAUGUCCCACACGGUCGACUUCGUGGAAAAGGUGCCGUACAUGCGGCUGCCCGGCAUCACCAACGCCGACCGGAAGCUGCUGACGGAGGAGGAGAUCGAGGAGCGCAAGCGCGAGGAGCUGCGCAUCAAGACGGAGGCGAAGGAGCGGCUGGCGGGCGGUGGCCGCACGGCCCGGGGCGGCGACGACGUGCACGAACCGUACGAGUCGGAAUCGUACGUGAUUCGCGACUCGAAGAACAAGCUCGCGUGGGCCGGGCAGCUGCACAACGUCACCACCACGAAGGGUGCGAUCGUGAAGAUGACCUGCUCGGCGAAUGGGCCGCUGCCAAUGUUCAAGUGGCAGCGGAAUGGGCGCGCGAUCGACUUUGGCGAUCACGUGAAGCUGAUGAACAGUGGCGCGAUCGGGCAGAUCGUGAUCAACGGCGUGACGCGCAAGGAUGCGGGCGAGUACACCUGCACGGCGAAGAACAGCCACAACGAGAUCAAGACGACGUGCGUGCUGAAGGUGAUCACGCUGCCGUCGGCCGAGACGACGCCGGCCACGUUUACGCGCGCGGUCAAAGAGUUCUACGACAUCCGGGCGGACGAUCUCGUGCUCGAGGUGAACGUGCACGGCCUGCCGAAGCCGACGAUCAGCUGGCAAAAGGACGGCGAGGACAUCGUGCUCGGCGACAAGCUGCUGAUCAACCGCGAACCGAACGGCGUGUACCAGCUGUGCAUCCACAAGCCGGCCCCGGCCGACUGUGGCGUGUACGAGUGCCGGGCGGUCAACUCGGCCGGCACCGCCAAGGUGUCGCACGAGGUGAGCUUCACGUCGAAGGAUAAGCUGAUCCACGUGCAGCACAUCGAGCACGCGGACUACUUUAAAAGGCGGCUCGAGGAGAAGGAAGCGGCCAGUCUACUGUUGACGGCGGAACCGACUCCACCAACCGACCAGCAGCAGCAGCAGCAGCAGCCGGCUAGCCAAGCCCAGUCACAGGCACAGCAGCAAGCGGAACCGGCGGCCACAGGCGAGCCAGUGCCACCGGUCGAACCAGCAGAAGGAGAAGCCGGCGAAGUAGAUACAGAAGCGCCGGCACCGGAAGCUACUGCACAAGAGCAGACGGCAGCAGCAGCAGCUCCAAAGCCAAAGUUCAAGGCAAUGCCGGGCCGCCGCCGCUUCGAGGAUGGGCCGGUGGAACCGUUCGUCAUACGCGACUCCAAGAACCGGCUGAUGUGGGAGACGAAGCUGAAGAACCAAACCGUGCCGGCUGGCAAAUCGAUCAAGCUGACGUGCAGUGUGACUGGGCCGCAGCCGACCUGGCGCUGGAUGAAGAACGGCAAGCCGCUGGUCUGGAGCAAGAGCGUGGUGAACGCGACCAAGGUCGAGUUCGGGUGCGUGCGCAUCACGCCGACGACGGUGGCCGACUCCGGCGAGUACACGGCGUACGCGAAGAACAGCUUCGGCGAGAUCGAGUGCUCCUGCACGGUGACCGUGUUCGCGACGGAAAAGGACAUCGAAACGGUGCCGACGUUCACGCGGGUCAUCGGUAAGGUCGUUGUGGAUUGGAUGGGGUUAGGAAUUGAGGUACUGAUGCCAACCCUUUUUCGUCGUUGCAGACUACUACGACUCUCUAGUGGACGAUCUGAUCCUGGAGGUGCACGUGCGCGGUGUUCCCGAUCCGAAGCUGACCUGGGAGCGGGACGGCAUGGAGUUUACCAAAGAGACGGAUCGCGUGAUCAUCUCCCGCGAAGGCAACGGCGUGUACCCAUCCACAAUCCGGAAAAGCUCGACGGUGGCAAGUGGGUCGUGACGGCCAAGAACCACGCCGGCGAGGAGAAGCUGAAACACUCGGUCACGUUCAAGGGGCGCGAAUUCUACCAGAGCCAGCUGACGCACGGUAUCUACCAUGCGGACAAGCAGAUCACGCGCUCGGAAGAGGACGGCUUUGUGUACGGUACGCGGUCGCGCUCCGUGUCCCGUGCACCCUCCGUCGCUCACCAGGCCGGCCCCGAGCCGGACAUUUCGGCCGUCGUCGAGGCGCUGGCAGCGGUGGAGGCGACCACCGAGGAUGCGCCCGCUGCCGGAGCGGCCGCCGAAGGUGCCGAGCCGGCUGCGGAUGCAGCGGACGCACCGGAAGAACCGAAGAAGAAGAAGGAACCGAAACAGUGGCGCAAGAACUUGCAGGGCCUGCUGAAGGGCCGCAUCCCCGGCCCGAUCGCGGAGGAGCCCACCAAGCACAAGGUGGUGGAGGUACUGCAGAAGCUGUACUUUGAGGCGAAUCUGAAGAACCAAACGGUGGCGGAGGGAUCGCAACUGAAGCUGGUGUGCUCGUGCGUCGGUCCGAAGCCGACGAUCAAGUGGUUCAAGAACAACAUUCCCCUCGUCUGGAGCAAGAACGUGAAGAACGACACGAAGAUGGGCGUCGGCGCAGUGCACAUCCUGUCGGCCGAGCUGAACGACUCCGGCACGUACAAGUGUACGGCGAGCAAUGCGGUCGGCGAGGUGGAGACGACCUGCAAGGUGAUCGUGUACCCGGUGCCGGAGAAACAGCACGUUGCGCCGAGCUUUGUGCGCAAUGUUAAGGGUAAGUGCUCGCGUGUUUGUUUGCAGAGGAGAGCACGAUCCUCAUUGGAGUUUGUUUGUCUUUUUUCUCCCCUAGAGCACUACGACAUCCAGACGAACGAUUUGGUGCUGGAGGUGAACGUGCGCGGCAACCCGAUGCCCACGAUCAAGUGGCUGCGGGACGGCAUCGAUCUGGUCGAUCCGACGGGUGAGAAGUUCUUCCCGAUGCGCGAACCGGGCGGUGUGUUCAAGCUGACCAUCCACGACCCGCAGGCGAAGGACGAGGGCCAGUACGCUUGCGAGGCCACGAACGUGGUCGGCAAGGACGUGCUGCGCCAUGCCGUCCGGCGCAUCAUGGAGCGCAAGAUCGCCGAAAGCCACGUGUUCGGCAUUCGGUACCACGACCCGAACCUGAUGAAGCACGGCGUGUACGAGGAGCCGCCGAAGCCGGAACCGGCACCGAGACCGCACCGGGAGUUUAUCUUCCUGGAGGACGGCUCGUACUACAUCCGUGGCCAAACGCCGGAGCAUCUGUGGGAGUGGGAAACGGAUACGAGCGCGCCGAGCGAGUACGAAGAUUACGUGUCGCCGGAACCGGAGCCCGAGCCCGAGGUGCCCGAACCGGAACCCGAGCCGGAACCGGCACCGGUCGAGAAGGUACCGUCCCGGUCGCCGUCGCCCGACUUUUUGAUCAAGACGCCGCCACCGCCACCACCGAAGCAGCCGGAACCGGUCGAGGCGGACGAUGAGGAUGAGGAUGAGGAGGACGAGGAUGAGGAGGAGGCACCGCCGCCACCGCCGAAGCGUGGCCCGAAGAUUAAGAAGCUGCGCAAGAAGCGCGUCCCGCAGCCGCAGGUCGUGCCGGAAGAAGAGGCGGCGAUCGCUGCACCGGCCGCACCGGUACCGGAACCGCCGAAGGAGGUUGCUGCUCCACCGGUGGAAGUGGCAGCUCCCGCCGAGGGAGAACCGGCUGAAGAUAAGGACAAGCUGCGCAAGGAACGGUAUCUGCGCCUCUUCCCCGAGCUGAACCCGGACGAAGCGAAGCGCGUUGAUGCGCGGGCGGUGUUGCGCUUCGGCAGCACGCUGCACGACAUCAACAUCGUGGAGGGUAAGCCGGUGCGUCUGUUCUGUACCGUGCUCGGCUCGAAGGCCGACUUCAAGUGGUACAAGAACGGCGAACCGAUGGAGUUCACCAAGCAGAUCAAGAACCUGUCCGACGCGCAGGAGGGCACGGGCGUGAUUGCGUUCAACAAGGCGUCCCGGGAUGACACCGCCGACUACGAGGUGGUCGUGAAGGACAAGUCGGGCGCCGUCAUCCGCGGUACCUGCCGGCUGAACGUGCUGCCGGCGCCGGUGCGCAUCCCGGUGGCGGAGGGCGAAGCGCCGCGGUUCGUGCGCUGCAUGACGCAGCACUACGAUCUGCGCGUGGACGAUCUGGUGCUGGAGACGCAGAUCAAGGGCACGGGCCCGAUCAAGGUGGAGUGGUUCCUGGACGGCAUCAUCAUCGAGAACAACGAGAAGUUCAUCCAGAUCCGCGAACCGCACGGCAUCCACAAGCUGUGCCUGCACAAUCCGCAGAUCCGCGACAAUGGCCGGUACCUGGUGAAGGCGAGCAACGACUUCGGCACGGAGGAGCUCAAGUACACGCUGCGGUUCGAGGGCAAGGCGGCCGCGAUGCCGAUGUACCACAUGCACCACGCGGACAAGCGCCGCACGUUCGAGGAGGAGAAGGUGGUGGAACCGAGACAGCACCGGGAGGUCGUCUUCCUGGAGGAUGGCUCGUACUAUCUGAAGGGCCAGACGCCCGAGCGGUUCUGGGAGUGGGAGACGGACACGGAGGCGGAAAGCGAGUACGAAGAGUACGUGCCCGGUGACACCUCGAGCGAGGAGGAGGAGGCCGAAGCCGAGGAACAGCCGGAAGCCGAGGAACAGCCGGCGGAGAAGCCGGCAACGCCGGCCAAAACACCGCAACCUGCCCCGCCAGCAGCACCCGAGCAGGAAGAGGAAGCGGAAGAAGCGGAGGAGGAAGAGGAAGAGGUGGAAUCGCCCCCGAAGCCGGUCAAGCGCGGUCCGAAGAUCAAGAAGCUGCGCCGCAAGCUGCCCAAGCAGCCGGCCCCCGAGCAGGUGGUGGAGGAACGGCCGAAGGAGGUGCCGCGCCAGCGGGAACCGCAGCCGGGCGCCCAGCCGAAGGUCAAGCUGAGCCAGCUGAUCUCGAGCGGCAAGAGCCUGGCACCGCCCGAGGUGCCGCGCGUCAAGCGCUGGAAGAAACCGAUCGAGGUCGAGUUCAUCUCGCAUCUGCGCAGCGGCACGAUCAAGAAGGGCAAAAACCUGACGCUCAACUGCUGCUGCUCGGAUGCGGCCAAGAUUGAGGUUACCUGGCUGAAGGACGACGAGCCGCUGGUGAUGGGACCGCGCUGCCGCAGUGACGUCACGCGCCAGGGCUACUGCACGCUCGAUCUGGUCGACCUGCGGCUGGAAGACACGGGCGUGUACAAGUGCGUCGCCAAGACGGCGAACGGUACGGCGACCGACUCGUGCCGCAUCACCGUGUUCGAGCUGGAGAAGAAGGACGAGGUUGAGCUGGUGCCGCCAACGUUCAUCACACCGUUGAGAGAACUGUACCAUCCGACGACGAACGAUCUGCACCUGGAGAUCCGGGUGCGCGGCAACCCGGUGCCGACGUUCCGCUGGAUGUACGACGGCAUCCCGAUCCUGCAGAGCAACGCCAAGUACGAGAUCUUCAACCAGCACUACUACGAGAACCGCACCAAGAUCACGACGGUGCAGCUGAUCAUCAACGAUCCGCAGCUGCGCGACAGCGGCAAGUACACGCUGAUCGCCAGGAACGACGUCAAGUCGGUCGAGAUGUCGCGGCAGGUGUCGAUCCCGCUCCGCUUCGACCAGCGGGUCCAAACGCACAAGCACAAGCGCAUGGACGACGUGGUGGUGGAGAACGAGGCGCCGCGCGUCCUGCCGAAACCGCCCACGCCCGAACCGGAACCGGUACCGGAGGAGCCCGUGCCGGAACCGACCGAAGGGGACGAGCAGCCGGAGGAGGAGGAGGCGGAGGAGGAAAAGGAAGACGAGGAGGAUGAGGAGGAGGAGGAGUAGUAGGGGGACGGUUGCAAGGGGCAGCUUUCUACUAUAGACGUAAGGUAGUAGACCGUUUAAGACUGUUUUUAUUUAUUUGUGUAGCCCAGUUUUUCUACUUUUAAAUGAUGGCGCUCGUCGUCCAUAACUGUGUGUGCGUGUUUUG